Messenger RNA from Bactrocera dorsalis (oriental fruit fly), 1110 nucleotides. It is a transcript of the gene Cdk1, whose product is annotated as cyclin-dependent kinase 1. Gene Ontology annotation, molecular function: RNA polymerase II CTD heptapeptide repeat kinase activity; ATP binding; cyclin-dependent protein serine/threonine kinase activity. The transcript has a single exon. Lineage: Eukaryota; Metazoa; Arthropoda; Insecta; Diptera; Tephritidae. The coding region runs from base 117 to 1022 and encodes 301 amino acids. Gene Ontology annotation, biological process: G2/M transition of mitotic cell cycle; mitotic G2 DNA damage checkpoint signaling; protein phosphorylation. The record is from RefSeq and is a predicted model, not a curated record. Gene Ontology annotation, cellular component: nucleus.
UAACUGAGCGCGAAAUUUGUCUUUUCGAUCGAAAUUUUAAUUUCGCACGUAUUAUACAAAUCUUGCUAAUUUUAAAUAAUUAACCGCGUGUAAGUGUAUGCAGCUCAAAGUUUAAUAUGGAAGACUUUCAAAAAAUAGAAAAGAUUGGUGAAGGUACAUAUGGUGUGGUGUAUAAGGGACGCAACCGAGUAACUGGUCAAAUAGUUGCAAUGAAAAAGAUUCGUCUAGAGUCUGAUGAUGAGGGAAUUCCAUCGACGGCAAUAAGAGAAAUAUCCUUACUGAAAGAACUUAAACAUCCAAAUAUUGUUUGUCUUGAAGACGUGCUAAUGGAAGAAAACAGAUUGUACUUGAUCUUUGAAUUUUUAUCUAUGGACUUGAAAAAAUAUAUGGAUUCAUUACCACCAGAAAAAUCAAUGGAAACUGAGUUGGUUCGAAGCUAUUUAUAUCAAAUUACAAAUGCAAUUUUAUUUUGUCAUCGUCGCCGUGUCCUUCAUCGCGAUUUAAAACCACAAAAUUUACUCAUUGAUAAGAAAGGUGUAAUUAAGGUUGCGGACUUUGGACUUGGUAGAUCAUUUGGAAUACCAGUCCGCAUUUACACUCAUGAAAUCGUGACCCUUUGGUACAGAGCUCCAGAAGUAUUGUUGGGUUCACAGCGAUACUCAUGUCCAGUGGACAUUUGGUCUAUUGGUUGCAUAUUCGCCGAAAUGGCUACAAGGAAACCACUUUUCCAAGGCGACUCCGAAAUCGACCAGCUGUUUAGAAUAUUCAGAAUUCUAAAGACGCCUACUGAGGAGACAUGGCCAGGUGUUACUUCGCUCCCGGACUAUAAAAACACUUUUCCGUGUUGGUCAACAAAUCAACUUACUAACCAGUUGAAAAAUCUUAAUGAUCGCGGUGUCGAUUUAAUUCAAAAGAUGCUUAUUUAUGAUCCUGUUCACCGCAUAUCUGCAAAAGACAUUCUUGAACACCCAUAUUUUGACGGAUUUAAAAUGAAAUUUAUAAAGAAUGAAAACGAAAAAUAAUACAACUUUAUUUAAACUUUUACAAUAUUAUUUUAUUAUACAUAAUUUAAUGCGUUUAUUCCAAUAUAAAUCAUAACGAAAAUAGUAA